Messenger RNA from Didymosphaeria variabile, 351 nucleotides. RefSeq names its product 40S ribosomal protein S20 (gene RPS20). Gene Ontology annotation, molecular function: RNA binding; structural constituent of ribosome. Gene Ontology annotation, cellular component: cytosolic small ribosomal subunit; ribosome. The record is from RefSeq and is a predicted model, not a curated record. Gene Ontology annotation, biological process: translation. Lineage: Eukaryota; Fungi; Ascomycota; Dothideomycetes; Pleosporales; Didymosphaeriaceae. Bases 1 to 351 code for a protein of 116 amino acids. The transcript is spliced from 2 exons.
AUGUCUUACAACAAGCCAGAGAAGGGUGACUUCGAGGGUCCCAAGAUCCACAAAAUUCGCAUCACCCUCACCAGCCGCAAUGUGAAGAGCCUCGAGAAGGUCUGCACCGAGCUCAUCGACCGUGCCAAGGGCAAGGACCUCCGCGUUAAGGGCCCCGUCCGUCUGCCCACCAAGAACCUCAAGAUCAGCACCCGCAAGACGCCCAACGGUGAGGGUUCCAAGACUUGGGACAUGUACGAGAUGCGCAUCCACAAGCGCCUCAUCGACCUGAACGCCCCCACCGAGGUCGUCAAGCAGAUCAUCAUCAACAUCGAGGCCGGUGUUGAGGUUGAGGUCACCAUCGCUGCCUAA